AUCAACUAGCCUUUCCUUAAUCCGACAAAGAACCAGGCUAGCUCGGCUGAGGAGAGAAGGGAUGCAGAUCUUCGUGAAAACCCUAACUGGGAAGACGAUCACCCUCGAGGUCGAGAGCAGCGACACCAUUGACAAUGUCAAAGCCAAGAUUCAGGACAAGGAAGGCAUUCCACCAGAUCAGCAAAGAUUGAUUUUUGCAGGGAAGCAAUUGGAAGAUGGUAGAACUCUUGCAGACUACAACAUUCAGAAAGAGUCGACACUUCAUUUGGUUCUCAGGCUUCGUGGUGGAAUGAUGAUCAAAGUGAAGACCUUAACUGGGAAAGAAAUUGAGAUUGACAUUGAGCCCACUGAUACAAUUGAUAGGAUAAAGGAACGGGUCGAGGAGAAAGAAGGGAUCCCGCCUGUCCAGCAAAGGCUUAUAUAUGCUGGAAAACAGCUAGCUGAUGACAAGACUGCCAAGGAAUACAAUAUUGAAGGUGGCUCUGUUCUCCACCUUGUGCUUGCUCUGAGGGGUGGCAAGUACUAAUUCCAGUAUGCUGGGGAUGUGUUAUUUGUGACUCUCUUUUUUAAUGAAGGUGUUAUACUGUUAUUUGUGACUUUGGACAUCAAAUGAGGUUGUUUUAGAUAUAUUUUACGAUAUGAUAGUCUCAAUCUAAGUGGCUUUGCUAUUAGGCAUUCUUGUAUCAAUGAAGUCUAUUCCAAAUACAUACUUUAAAUUUCGUGGUAA
Messenger RNA from Zingiber officinale, 727 nucleotides. Its product is annotated as ubiquitin-NEDD8-like protein RUB2. Bases 62 to 526 code for a protein of 154 amino acids. The transcript has 3 exons. Gene Ontology annotation, biological process: modification-dependent protein catabolic process; protein ubiquitination. Gene Ontology annotation, cellular component: cytoplasm; nucleus. Gene Ontology annotation, molecular function: ubiquitin protein ligase binding; protein tag activity. The record is from RefSeq and is a predicted model, not a curated record. NCBI's taxonomy places the organism in Eukaryota, Viridiplantae, Streptophyta, Magnoliopsida, Zingiberales, Zingiberaceae.